AUGGCUAUCUUCAAGAACUACUCUGCUUCCACCUCUUCUUCAAAGAGGUGGUACUACAUCAAUAUUCACCCGUGGCUUCUUCUCAUCAUUUUCACUUUCUACACUUCCUUUUCCUCAAACUUUGUUCCAUGUUUUCCAGCUAGUCCUUCAUCUACAAUCUCAUAUUCCGAUCACUGUGCUUCGUUUGUUCCCGGAACAAACUGGACGGUUAUUGGCUAUGCCUCUCCAAUACAUUUCCCACGACAUACGGGCUACUACACCACCAGUGACCCCAAUAUUGCAGACACAAGUUUGUUUUAUGAGGUCACAAAUUCUCUUGCUUUCAGCUUAUGGAGGGUCUAUGAAACUGAUGUCCAAGGCUUGUUCAGUGUUAAAGGAAAUUUGAUACUUUAUAGAGGCAGUAAUAUUUACUCUGGGAGUAAUGUCACGCUUAAUCGGUCUUACCAUUCGAAUCCCGUUUAUCUUGAGCACGCGAAUUCUUAUACAAGAGGUUCUAUGAGGUUCAGGCUACAUGGGUUUUGGUCACUAUCUUCUGGAAAGCUCUGCAUGGUUGGAGAGGGUUAUUAUUAUCCAAGAGGUGAGUCACUGACUUUUCCUGCUUUUCUUAAGCUCCAUAAUCUCAAGAACUCUUCUGAUCUCACUAGCGUGGUUACUGGAACAGUGGAAAGCUUGAUAAGUUCCGAUCAUAAUGAUCCGAACUACUUUAGUCCCAUCUCUGUCGUGUUGUUUCCCCGUUUGAACUACGAGUACACAUUGAUUUCACAUGAAUUUGAUAAUAGUACUUCUAGUUCUAGUAUUGAAGGUGAUGUUUCAACCCCUGGUUUGUCAUAUAAUUCUUUGCCAAGGUCAUUAUGUUCACUGUUAUCCUCUAGGACUUUGAGCCUGAAAUAUGCAAGCCAUUGCAGCAAUAGUUCUGAAAAGAAGUGUAAUCCAUUAGGGGAGUCUCUGAUCCAGCUUCCUAGUGUUCUUUCGCUCGAUGAAAUUGAAUGUGCGGAAACUAAACUGAGGCUGCGACUUUUGAUAAAGCUUUCCCGUCAGUUUGCUGAUAUCGGGAACUACAGAACGUUUGAUCCCAAUACAACAUUGGUUGGGGAAGGGACUUGGGACGCAAAGAAGAAUCAGUUACUCAUUGUGGCUUGCCGAUUUCUGAACGUGACAGAUUCUUGGGCUAAGGCUUAUGUGGGAGAUUGUUCUACAAGGUUAAGCCUUCAAUUCCCUGCAAUUUGGACAAUUGGCAACACUAGUAGCAUUGUGGGACAUGUUUGGAGCAACAAACCUGUCUCAGAUUCGGGUUACUUUGAGAAGAUCAGGUUCGAAAGUCCUGCUAGCAUUUUGGUAGGGGCUCCGGGCUUGAAGUACGAGUACACAAAGAUUGAGAAGGUAAGAAAGUGGUGCCCCAGAAAAGCGCUUGCUAAGAAGAAGGGAGAAAUAUACCCGAGCGCACUUUCGUAUGAUAUGAUGUUUGACAUAUUUGCUAAAAGGGCUACAAGAAGAAUCGCAAGAGGGUAUGCCGAACCCCUCUCUGUUGGAAGUCAGUUCUACGGCAGGCGUCGGUAUCAAAACCACUUCUCAAACUCAACUCUUGCAGAUGAAGAAUAUGUAUACCCAACCAAUAUUAGCUAUGGAAUAGGCCUAUACAACAGAUCAGGGGAAUCAAAUGAGACAUGGCAUAUCUCUGCUGAAGGCGUCUAUGAUGUCACAACAGGAAGCUUGUGCAUGGUAGGAUGUAGACAUGUUGUCUUAAACCAUAUGAUUGAUAGAAACGUGGACUGCGAGAUCCUUGUCAAAUUCCAAUUCCCUCCAAAGAUUUUUCAUGAGGGUGAAGGCUAUAUCAAGGGAAUCAUAGAAAGCAAGCGAGAAAAGUCCGACCCUCUUCACUUCGAACAUUUGGACUUGUCCUCGGCUGCUUCUGUCAUCGUCGAAGCACACGAGUCCAUUUUAAGGACUGAUGUGGAGAUUAUUAUGGCUAUGAUCUCCAACUCACUUGCUUGUGUUUUUGCAGCGUUGCAACUCUUUCAUUUCAGAAGGUAUCGUGAUGUUCUUCCCUUUGUUUCCCUUACCAUGAUAUCCACUCUAACUUUGGGCUACGCAAUACCACUUUUGAUGGACUUGAAAUCCAUGCUCAUGACAAGUUUCGAAAGCCAAAAUGUGUUGCUUGGAAGUGGCGGAUGGCUUGAAGCCAAAGGAGUAACUGAAGGGGCAACAGCAUUGAUUCUGUUCUUGUUGCAAUGUUGUCUCCUACAGCUCACAUGGUCGGCGAGAUCAUCCAAUGAAAACCGAAAUGGGCUUCAAAUUGCUGAGAAUGAGGCUCUUUUGGUGUCCUCACCAUUGUACGCUGGAUGCGCCUUUUUAAGUAUUUUCUUCACUUGGAGAAAAAGAAAACAUGAUCUUGUCAUGCUUUCCUCAGCCUCUUUCACAAGUUACAAGGAGAACCCCAUUUGGGAUUUCUUAAAAUCUUAUGCUGAUCUACUCUUGGACGCCUUUCUUUUGCCCCAAAUCCUUCUCAACACAUUCAGGGAUUCUAGAGAGAAGGCUCUAUCCUCUUACUUCUACAUUGGAACAACUCUUGUUCGAUUGUUGCCUCAUGCAUAUGGUCUUUACCGGGCUCAGAACUCGUCGUUCAAGUUGGUUUCAAUCGCUUGGGAUGUGAUAAUUCCUUGCGGAAGUCUUCUUUUUGCCAUAAUCAUUUACUUGCAGCAGCGGUUCGGAGGUCUUUGCAUCCUUCCGUUUAAGUUGUGUGUAUGA
Molecule: messenger RNA, 2745 nt
Organism: Morus notabilis
Lineage: Eukaryota; Viridiplantae; Streptophyta; Magnoliopsida; Rosales; Moraceae
Exons: 1
Coding region: 1-2745 (914 amino acids)
Cellular component (GO): intracellular membrane-bounded organelle
Source: RefSeq, a predicted model, not a curated record